AUGACUGAGACUACAAGAAUUAAAGAGCCAUCCCUCUCGGGCUUCAUUUUGGGCCAGUCCUUCUUUCCCGUCCCCUCUUGUACUCCCCUCGCGCCUGCAAGACAAGCGCACAAAUUGUCCAUACCAUUCAUUACCAUGCCGAAAUCCGACAGCCCAAUCCCUUCUAUUGAGUCUAGGAGCACUUCAUUCGCCAAUUGUCUGCCUCGGUGCUCUCAAAUCAAGUGUCCCAAUGGCUCUCUUCAAGUUGUCCUUGCCCUAGCGAUACUCAACUUGUCCCAUCAUUCGGGUCCACCGUCCCCACCAUAUCGAGUCUAUCGUCUCCUCCGUCUCCUCCGCCUUCUCUCUUAG
Molecule: messenger RNA, 348 nt
Organism: Protopolystoma xenopodis
Lineage: Eukaryota; Metazoa; Platyhelminthes; Monogenea; Polystomatidea; Polystomatidae
Source: the annotation of a GenBank genome assembly